Messenger RNA from Dimorphilus gyrociliatus, 725 nucleotides. The record is from the annotation of a GenBank genome assembly. NCBI's taxonomy places the organism in Eukaryota, Metazoa, Annelida, Polychaeta, Dinophilidae.
UCAGAUUCAAUUUGAUCACCAAACAGUAAUAAUAUGAAUGUUCUUAAGAAAACCUGUUUAAUACUUUUUUUAUUGGUAGCUGUCCUUAGCUACAUACAAUCUAAACCAAAGGGGGCAAGAGUCUUCUGCGACGAUGGCUCAGCCUGUGACGAUGGUGGAAUGUGCUGCGAGGAUGGUGGAUGUUGCCCUCCCACAGCGAGAGUAUGCUGCUCUGAUGGUAUCUCGUGUUGUCCAUCUGAAUUCCCAGUUUGCUGCGAGGGAAAGUGCUGCAACUCAGGUUACCUUUGUUCCGACGGCACUUGCGCCAGUCCAGGAGAAGAAUUAAGAAAAUUUCAAGCUAAAAAGAUACCUGCCCUUUCUAAAUAUUCGAGGAAUAAUUCAACAUUACAUUAGCUGAACAUUUAUACAUUUAUAGCAUUCAUAUAUAUAUAUAUAUUUUUUUUUUCAACAUCCUUCAACUAGUCUUGUAAAUAAAUAUUCUUAAACUUAAACUUUCGUUGAAAAUUUGAUGACCUAUAUAAUACUUAACCACUCUGAAAGAAUUUCUAAUCAGACCAAUCCUAAGUUAUUUCUUAUCAACCUGAAACAUAGAAAGGAGAAGAUUGAUUAAAACAUUCUAAUGAAGUUCUCUAAAGGUCAAUAAGUAUAAUUGUUUAAGAAGCUUGUACUCUAGAACAUUAAAAGGAGAGUAGAAAAUAACAAUUCAAUAACAAAUUUUAAAUAGC